This is a messenger RNA of Diaporthe batatas, 1684 nucleotides long. RefSeq lists its product as uncharacterized. Gene Ontology annotation, molecular function: D-serine ammonia-lyase activity. Bases 71 to 1183 code for a protein of 370 amino acids. The transcript has a single exon. The record is from RefSeq and is a predicted model, not a curated record. NCBI's taxonomy places the organism in Eukaryota, Fungi, Ascomycota, Sordariomycetes, Diaporthales, Diaporthaceae. Gene Ontology annotation, biological process: D-serine catabolic process.
CUCACAUCUCACUCACCAAAUAACCACAUCUGCAUCACUCGUUUCACUCCUCCAACACAAACAAAACAAGAUGUCGGCCUACGCCCCAAAGGUGGGCGACGCCGUCUCGGCCCUCGACACCCCGUCCAUGAUCGUCGACCUCGACCUGAUGGAGGCCAACAUCUCCAAGCUCAUGUCCCAGCUGCUGCCCACCGGCGUCGACAUCCGCCCCCACCUCAAGACCACAAAGUCCGCCGCCCUCGCCCGCCGCCUCAACGCCGCCGGCGCAAAGGGCGGCUGCGUCGCCAAGCUCUCCGAGGCCGAGGUCAUGUGCGCCCUGGGCUUCGACGACCUGCUGAUCACCUGCGAGAUCGUCGGCCCCCAGAAGGUCCGGAGGCUGGUCGACCUGUUCUCUCGCCACCGCAGCCUGAGGAUCGUCGUUGACGACGCCGCCGCCGCCACCGCGAUCGACGAUGCCCUCCGCGAGGCAGGCUUCACCCACGACGACGCCAUCAUGACCCUCAUCGACCUCGACGUCGGCCUGCACCGCACCGGCGUCAAGCCCGACGGCGCCGCUGCCCUGGCGAGCCACGUCGCCGGCCUGAAGAACCUGCGCCUCAUCGGCGUCCAGGGCUACGAGGGCCACCUGCAGCACGUCCACGGGCUCGACGAGAGGAGGCGCCUGUGUCUCGAGAGCAUGGCCGUCCUGACCGCCACGGCCGAGGAGCUGCGCGCCCAGGGCCACAAGAUCGACGUGGUCACGACCGGGGGCACCGGCACCGCCGAGUUCUGUGUCACCGUCCCCGGCAUCACCGAGGUGCAGCCCGGGAGUUUCCUGUUCAUGGACACCGACUACCGCAACGCCGUCGGCUCCUUCUACGGCAACAGCCUGACCAUCCUGUCCACCGUCCUGAGCAGGCAGGGGCCCCGCGCCGUGACCAUCGAUGCUGGGCUCAAGUCCCUGACCACCGACAGCGGCCUCGCCGAGGCCAAGGACAAGCGCUACGCGUACGGCGUCCUCGGCGACGAGCACGGCAGCCUGAGCUGGGAGGCCAGCACCCCCGACCUGAACGUUGGCGACCGCGUCGAGAUGAUCCCCAGCCACAUCGACCCCACUGUCAACCUGCAUGACGCCUACUAUGCCUACAGGAAGGGCGUCGUGGAGGAGAUCUGGGCCGUCGACUCCCGAGGCAAGGUCCAGUGAUUUCUGUCUGAUUCGGGAACAACUACCGAACAUAGCCCUUGGCCUGAUCAGAGCCAUCACGGUGACGCAAAACGGCAACACGUGGGUUAGUUGUGGCUUGAUCGUUCCACGGCUCUAUCGGUAUCCAAGAGCCAUGUCCGCCGGGUCAGGCCAGACUGUGCCAGCGACGAUGAUCACGGUUGCGUCGAUUGGGCUCUCAGCACAGAGAAGCUUCGUCGCACGUUGAAUUAUCAAAACCCCAUAGCAUGUGCUUACAACCAAGCCUUGGAUCGGAAUUAACUGGGUAGUGUGCCUGGUUUCUCCAACAGGUUUGGGUUCGUCAGCAGAAAGAAGCCUUCACCACCUCGCUCCUGAUUUCCCACCGCGGUUGCAGUUACGGGGUGGGAGUAGUCUGAAGUAUCCGAAGAACAUCUGAAAUGAGAUUCAGGUGGUCUUUUGGGGGGGGGUAGGGAAGAGAAGGCUACCAUGCCCAAGUACCUAGGUAAUUGAUGAAUCAGUUCA